Myotis brandtii (Brandt's bat) is the source of this 3094-nucleotide messenger RNA. RefSeq names its product transcription factor CP2 (gene TFCP2). The record is from RefSeq and is a predicted model, not a curated record. Bases 667 to 2190 code for a protein of 507 amino acids. Gene Ontology annotation, cellular component: nucleus. Gene Ontology annotation, biological process: positive regulation of transcription by RNA polymerase II. Gene Ontology annotation, molecular function: RNA polymerase II cis-regulatory region sequence-specific DNA binding; DNA-binding transcription activator activity, RNA polymerase II-specific. The transcript has 15 exons. Lineage: Eukaryota; Metazoa; Chordata; Mammalia; Chiroptera; Vespertilionidae.
GCCAUGAUGAUUGGCUGGCGCUGGGGCGGUGGGCGGUGGGACAGCCUGGCGAGCCUGGGUUGCAAACCCGCGCUGGACUUUCCCUUCCCAUGUUUCGCAGCCCUGGGGUUGUUGCCGAGGCCGGGGAGUCGGCUGGGCGGAAACCUGGAUUUGGUCCUAGGAGCUGCGGGGUUGACCGGAAGUGAUCCUGGGGCUGACCGGAAGCGAGGCCUGGAGGGACGAGGGAGCGCGGGUCCCGGGAGGGAGGGGGGAGUUCCUAGCCGUAAGGGGGCGGGGGAGAAAGGUGCGACGGCGACCUGGGAGCGCCGGGGAGGCCGUGGGUCGCUGCUGUUUAGGAAGCAGCGAGUGACCACCACGCGCAGAAGGGGAGAGCCCGGAGAGGAGGAGUGUGGGCGCUCAGGGCUGCCCCUGGGCAGUCGGAAUAAAUCAGCGGAAGGGCCCUCUCGCAGCUCCGGAGAGCCGAUUGCGAGGGAUUUUGAAAGUCGGGGCAGAACAAGGAGCCGAGGGUAGGGGAGAUCAGUGCGGGUCGGGCCAAAGGGUAGCUGGUGGGUACUGCGUGGGAAAUCUUGGUUUGCAGUGUCCUCCAGUUCUGCCCCCAUUGGAUAGAAUCACACUGCUCACCUUUGUGCAAGAAACAGUGUCUCCUGGGGCCAGGAAGCAGCCAGGAUGGCUUGGGCUCUGAAGCUGCCUCUGGCCGAUGAAGUGAUUGAAUCCGGGCUGGUGCAGGACUUUGAUGCUAGUCUGUCCGGGAUCGGCCAGGAGCUGGGUGCCGGUGCCUAUAGCAUGAGUGAUGUCCUUGCCUUGCCCAUUUUUAAGCAAGAAGAGUCAAGUCUGCCUCCUGAUAAUGAGAAUAAAAUCCUACCUUUUCAGUAUGUGCUUUGUGCUGCCACCUCUCCAGCAGUGAAACUCCACGACGAAACCCUGACAUAUCUCAAUCAAGGACAGUCUUAUGAAAUCCGAAUGCUAGACAACAGGAAACUUGGAGAACUUCCAGAAAUUAAUGGCAAGUUGGUGAAGAGUAUAUUCCGUGUAGUGUUCCAUGACAGACGGUUACAAUACACUGAACACCAGCAGCUGGAGGGCUGGAGGUGGAACCGACCUGGAGAUAGAAUUCUUGACAUUGAUAUCCCAAUGUCUGUGGGUAUAAUUGAUCCUCGGGCUAAUCCAAACCAACUAAACACAGUGGAGUUCCUGUGGGACCCUGCAAAGAGGACAUCUGUGUUUAUUCAGGUGCACUGUAUCAGCACAGAGUUCACCAUGAGGAAACAUGGCGGAGAAAAGGGAGUGCCGUUCCGAGUACAAAUCGAUACCUUCAAGGAGAACGAGAGCGGGGAGUAUACUGAGCACUUGCACUCAGCCAGCUGCCAGAUCAAAGUCUUCAAGCCCAAAGGUGCAGACAGAAAGCAAAAAACAGAUAGAGAGAAAAUGGAGAAACGAACACCUCAUGAAAAGGAGAAAUAUCAACCUUCCUAUGAGACCACUAUACUUACAGAGUGUUCUCCGUGGCCCGAAAUCACAUAUGUCAAUAAUUCCCCAUCCCCUGGCUUCAACAGUUCGCAUAGCAGUUUUUCCCUUGGGGAAGGAAAUGGUUCACCAAACCACCAGCCAGAGCCGCCCCCGCCAGUCACAGAUAACCUCUUGCCAACAACCACACCUCAGGAAGCUCAGCAGUGGUUGCAUCGAAACCGGUUUUCUACAUUCACAAGGCUUUUUACAAACUUCUCAGGGGCAGAUUUAUUGAAACUAACUAGAGAUGAUGUGAUCCAAAUCUGUGGCCCUGCAGAUGGAAUCAGACUUUUUAAUGCGUUAAAAGGCCGGAUGGUGCGCCCAAGGCUAACCAUUUAUGUUUGCCAGGAAUCCUUGCAGUUGAGGGAGCAGCAGCAACAGCAGCAGCAGCAGCAACAACAGCAACAGCAGCAGAAGCAUGAGGAUGGAGACUCAAAUGGUACUUUCUUCGUGUACCAUGCCAUCUACCUAGAAGAACUGACAGCUGUUGAAUUGACAGAAAAAAUUGCUCAGCUUUUCAGCAUUUCCCCUUGCCAGAUCAGCCAGAUCUACAAGCAGGGGCCAACAGGAAUCCAUGUGCUCAUUAGUGAUGAGAUGAUACAGAAUUUUCAGGAAGAAGCCUGUUUUAUUCUGGACACCAUGAAAGCAGAAACCAGCGAUAGCUAUCAUAUUAUACUGAAGUAGGUGUGGGGCUCCAUCCUCACUGGCUGCUGCUUCCUUCACCGCUUGGAAACUCCUCUCUCGAGGGGGUUGCAAAUGGAGAUUUGAAGGUCUGCAGGAAUCUGACUGUGGGGGGGAGUCCCGGUCAUGGAGGCAGCAUCUCAGCCAUCUGUGUGGGCCCCAGCUCUGGUGGCAUACACAGAUUACUGCCCAACAUGCAUUUCUGCAGCUGUUUCUUAGUUAAAAUUUCUGGACUCUGUUGUUAUUGAAUAUCAGUAGAAGCUCCAUUUCAUUUGGGGUGUAUGUAGGACAUAAUGAUGAUAAUUGUGUGAUGUUUAAUGGAAAGAUGUUAAAUUUUGUGAUAUGGAGCUCUUGUGUAAUUUUUUUCUAAUAUAAAAAAGUGAACAUCUAUAUUCAUAAGACUAGAGCCUCAAUCUCUUUUGCAUCAAACAUAAACUGGCUUUUACCACAGUCGGCCCCUGAAAACCUCAUCCAAGAGAAUUUUUCUUUUGGUUCCCCUGUAAUAUGAUGACUAAUAUUAAUUUUAGCUGACAUUUAUGGGGCAUUUAUUUGUGCCAGGCCGUGUGAAAAUUCUUCUAAUGGAUUAUCUGGUUUAAAUCCUCUUAAUAAUCCUAUAUGAAGAGGUAAUAAUGAUCCCUAAUUGAAGAUGAGGAAAUGGAGACAUGUAGUGGCUAAGUAGCUUGCUGAGUAACGGGCAGCUAGCAGGCAGUGUGAUGCUGAGAUCCAAAACCAGGCAGUCUGGUUCUUAAAAAUUGCCACUCAUUAUGGCCACCCUUGCAGUACCCUGUGCUUGUCAUCAUUUCUUACUGUGGCUCUUCUGGUGAAUAGGACAUAACACUGAGUGAGAACUGAGUAUUUAACCACUGAAAGGGACAAACCACACCGAAUGAACAAAUCAAAAUCUACA